AUGGCCCAGGUCUACCCGGUUAUCACAAGUGGCGUUGAGGACGUUGGACCCGAGUACAUCGGAGUGGGCGGAAUACCACCCUCGGCUGAAGCAACUACCUCCUGCAUGCAAAUUAUGUUCGCAAACCAAGACCUUCCAGAUGUGGUCGUGUCGGAUAAUGGGCCAGCAUUUACCAGUGAGCUGUACUCCACAUUCUUCAAGAAAAACGGGGUGAGGCGAAUGCUGGUGCCGCCGUAUCAUCCAGCGUCAAACGGGGCUGCAGAGCGGGCAGUGCAGACUGUCAAAAACAAGUUCCGGAAGGCUGGCCCUGGAGAUAUUCGCACUCAAAUUGCCCGCAUGCUCCUGACUUACAGGUCAACGCCUCACGAGGUCACGGGUUGCUGUCCGUCGGAGCUGUUUGGGGCAGAACCUGAGGACUGCGUUGGACCUGCUACACCCAGACCUCAGGACUAA
Messenger RNA from Rhipicephalus sanguineus (brown dog tick), 453 nucleotides. RefSeq lists its product as uncharacterized. NCBI's taxonomy places the organism in Eukaryota, Metazoa, Arthropoda, Arachnida, Ixodida, Ixodidae. The record is from RefSeq and is a predicted model, not a curated record. The transcript is spliced from 2 exons. Gene Ontology annotation, biological process: DNA integration. The coding region runs from base 1 to 453 and encodes 150 amino acids. Gene Ontology annotation, molecular function: nucleic acid binding.